Bombus pascuorum is the source of this 1842-nucleotide messenger RNA. RefSeq lists its product as uncharacterized. The record is from RefSeq and is a predicted model, not a curated record. Bases 867 to 1430 code for a protein of 187 amino acids. Lineage: Eukaryota; Metazoa; Arthropoda; Insecta; Hymenoptera; Apidae. The transcript has 3 exons.
UUUUCAACAGAAACUCCGUCUGAAUUGACCUGAAUAAUGAUUAGAGGGCAAAAUGGGAAGGGGGAUGACGACUUCACGAGGAUCAAAAAUCAGAAAGCCGAUGAAAUAGAGGCACGGCGAAGGAUAAUAGAGAAAAGUGCCGAAAGGAAGCGAAGAUUACGUCAACAGCACAUUGAACGCAAAGAAGCAUUAGAAGCGGAAAAACUACAAUAUGCCAAGGCGGCUGGUGAUGUAAAAAUUCGGCAACUUAAACGCACGCAGCGACUAGUCGAGGAGCUUGCACGUCGUAAACGUAAAAGCGCAAUUUUCCUUUAAUUCGUUGUUAGACUGCUGGUGUAUAUGCAUUCAUGGAAAGUUAGAAGCUGCAAAGAUGAACACAAUGCAUAUAAUAUACAAACAUAUACAAAACAUGCAAAGUAUAAUACUCUCUAUAAUGUUUUAUGUUUAUAUGUUUAAUGAUUAUUAUAACUAUAAUGUCUAUAUGUUUGUAAUUAUAUCCACAAAAAUAUGAAUUUGCAUAAAUAGCCGCAGUCCAUUAAUUAUAAAUUUACUUACUGUGCACCUAUUAUUAUAAUACAGAUAUCGAACUGCAAGAGUCAUUAAAGAGUAGAAAGAUAAAAUCUGCUGUUCCAUCUGUAUGUAACGAAGCAUUAGAGAAGAAACACGCAGAAUUGAUAGAAAAAAAGACUCAGGAUGAAGAGAUACAAACUUCUAACCUGUCCAGCCCAUGGGAUGUCGCAGAAGAUUUUGAGAUAAAGCAGUGGCAGAAGAAAUUAAGUUACAAAAGAGAUCUCCAGAACCAACUCCUAGAUAAUCGACGGAGACUGCGUGAGAAAGAAGAGGAGAAGCAUCGUGAGCGAAAAAUAAUGGAAGAAGUUGGUGAGACGAUGCACCAAGAAAAUUUGGAAGCGGAGAAGAGAAAGAAAGAAAUAGCUGCUUUGAUGGAGGCUGAGAAGGAUGCUUUUUUAAAAGCUCGACGAUUUUGGAAAGAGAAGAGGAGGGAGGUUCUGAAGCAGGAACACGAUGAGAUUUUGCGAAUUAUCGCUAAAAGGGAGGCUUUGCAAAAGAGGGAAGCUGAAGGAAAGGCUGAUACACAGGCAGCUAAGGGCGCUAUGUUAGAAAAGAUGAUGAGUAAAUUGAUGGAAGAAGAGCAUAAACGAAUAGAACGGGAAGAAAUUUCCAGGGAAUUGUAUUUGGUAGAGAAAGAACGCAAACUAGCGAGCGAAGCGAUUAAAUUGGCGAUGAAAAAGAAACGUACUGCGAGACAACAACUAGAAGAGAUGGCAAAAACUCAGAGAGCUGUGGCUGAAAGGAAAGCGAAAGAAAAUGCGAUCGACGCUGCUUUUACUAAGUAUUUGGCAGAUGAACGAAAGAAACAGGAAGAAAAGGAAGGUCAAAAGGAGCAAGCACGACGUGAAAAAGGCAUGUAAAUCACCGUUGAUAUCAAAGAUAUAACAUUUGACACGAAACUAACCAACAUGGGUAAGCUUUGCCAUAUUUUAUUUGUAGUUGUCCAAUAUGGAAAUGAAUUGCGUGAGGCUAUAGAGCAAAAUAAAAUGCAACGUUCGAAGGAUGCAGGAAAGAUAGAACGUGAAACUAAUAUUAACGAAACUAAAUGUCAUUCGAAAUCUAACUUGGAAGCAGUGAAAUUUCAGGAGACAAAGAACAAUAUACUUUAAAUAGAAACACUGAAGAUGAAAUUAAAUUUUUAAUUCUACAGCUAUUUAUUGGUAUACAGAUAUAUACAAUGAUGCGCGAAAACCAUCGCUCUCGCGGUUCUUGCGGCUCUCGUCAUUUAUACAAAGUCCGUGUAAAAAUACAGCAGCCCCAUCUUAUAUUGGA